AUGCUUUGCGUGGACCUGGGCUGCAUCGGCCUCUGCUCUCUUGGGCCGCAAGAGCUGAGCUGGGCCGUUGCGAGCAUUUGCCAGGCGUACCCCCUGGGCCUCGAAGGCUUGAACCGGCGGAAAUCCCGAACGGAGCGACUCUACGGCAUGGCUGCGACUCUCUGGGUUCAGCUGUGGGGCAGCUGUGUUGCAUUGCCCUUGCUGUGGCUGAACUUCAAGUUUCCGGCCGUUCUCUGCUGCGGCCCAGCUGUGGCAAAGCUCACUUUUCUGUCGAUCCUGAACCGGGCUUCGCCUGACACAAUCUGGCCAGGUGGCCGGCUUCUGCUUAAAUGCUUCUGGGAUGCGCCGCUGCUAUUGAUCAGCUAUGCAGCCGAUACAGUAUUUUCGUCAGUUCUGCCUUGGCCUUUCUUUUUUAACGGCAAAAACGGAGAGCUGGUUUCUGACAUCGACGCACAGCUUUGCAUGGGUGGUCGGCCUCUGGCUCGUCAUGUGCCGAUCCUUUUGGAGCACGAGGUACAUUCCGUGGUGAACAUGACGGAAGAGUGGCACGGGCCGGUGGAGGUGUACAAACAACAUGGGAUUGAACAGCUGCAGCUGCCAACUCUGGACACCACACCGCCAAGCCUGGAACAUCUUCGUGAUGGAGUGGCGUUCGUCCGGGCACGCCUCAAAGCCACCGGUGGGCGUGGACGCAUCUACAUCCACUGCAAGGGCGGCCGCGGCCGUAUGGCAGCUGCUUGUCUGAUGGCGAACCAAGGCAUGGAUCUGGAGUCUGCGCUGCGGAUGCUCAAAGCAACGUUUUUGCGCUUCUCACAAGUCACGGAGGUACUGGAGGACAUUCACCAUUUCUUGGGUGAAGAGGCUCAAUUCCAGCGUGACAAAAGCCUAGCUGAUGAGCUGAACCAGCGCUUCCAAAAUGGAAUAAUCGUGAAACUCUUGGCCACGCGGCCAGGAGGUAUUCACAAGACUGGUUUCGAUAAAAAAGUUUCGCAAGUCUUGGGUCUUCGGCAUGGGCAGCAGCCGGAACACGAAGGCUAUUUGAGCUUGGGCUGGAAUUUGGACGAGUGGCCAAGGUGCAAAAACCACAGCUCCGGCCAUGGAAUCGCAGGGAACUGGUUUACGUCGGCCUCAUUUGUGAAUGAAGAACUUGCAAGUCCUUACCGACCUGGUGCAACGGACAACGAGUUGCGUGAAGCGGGGAUAUCCUUGUACGGCUGCAACCGCUACGCUUGUGGGAGGACCCCGGAGUCCCAUAAAAUCCUUGCCGUGUUCCAGCCCAACCCUAUCGUGGGUUGUGCCUUCAUCGAGGAUGCUGGCACGAAUCAGGCAGGUGAGUUCACUGGUUGCGCAGAAGAUUGGCGAGGCUCGGCCGGCUUGGAAGUAUCCAGGAUCUUCGAGGAGGCCAUGGUUCUUGGCGCGUGGACCGCAAGUUUCUUCCCCCGAAGCUCGACUUUAGUGGCCGCUUCGACCCAGAUGCGGCGGGCUUGA
Symbiodinium necroappetens is the source of this 1488-nucleotide messenger RNA. The record is from the annotation of a GenBank genome assembly. NCBI's taxonomy places the organism in Eukaryota, Dinophyceae, Suessiales, Symbiodiniaceae.